CUUGGCCUCUUCGCCGAAGGAGCGCAUGCGUAAUAGCGCUCUCCUCGCUCCCAGUCCCGCUCCUCCCUCUUUACCAGGUUUUACCUCCCUGAGGGGAAGGAAGGAGGGACGGGCCGAGGAGGAUGGAGGAGGUGCCUGGCGGGGGUUGCCGCUGCCGCCGUCGUUGCCGCUCUUGGACGCGCUCGCUGGGCUGGAGGAGUUGCCGGCCGGCGGCAGGCCUCUGAGGCCGGGGAGCGGGGGUUGGCCUCGCGCACCUGAGGAGGAGGCGGAGGCGGGGCCGCUUGGCGCGCGAGUGAGAAAGAAAGUUAUUUUCUGAGGAUGGAGAUGGAGCCGGAAGCCUUCAGCCCUGGGGGGGACGAUGCCAGCUCAGACUCUACCUGCUACCAAUGCUCCUCAUGUCGGGCCGACGAGGAGCGGAGCUGCGCCAACUCCAUGCGUGGGCGGGCCAAGACGCGCAGCUUGUCUGCAUCUCCGGCCCUAGGCAGCACCAAAGAAUUCAGGAGGACGCGCUCCUUGCACGGACCAUGCCCAGUGACCACAUUUGGACCAAAAGCCUGCAUGCUGCAGAAUCCCAAAACUAUCAUGCACAUUCAGGACCCAGCAAGCCAGCGGUUGACAUGGAACAAACCUCCGAAGAGUGUCCUUGUUAUAAAAAAAAUCCGGGACGCCAGUCUCCUGCAGCCCUUCAAAGACCUCUGCAUCUAUCUCACAGAGGUGAACAACAUGAUUGUCUACGUAGAAAAGAAAGUGUUGGAAGAUCCAGCCAUCAUGAACGAUGAUAGUUUUGGACCAGUGAAGAAGAAAUUUUGCACUUUCAGUGAAGACUACGAUGAUAUCUCCAAUCAGAUAGACUUUAUCAUCUGCCUGGGAGGAGACGGGACCUUGCUUUAUGCCUCUUCACUCUUCCCGGGCAGCGUACCUCCCGUGAUGGCUUUCCACCUGGGUUCCCUGGGAUUCCUUACCCCGUUCAAUUUCGAGAACUUUCAGUCCCAAGUGACUCAGGUUAUUGAAGGCAAUGCAGCACUUGUUCUCCGGAGCAGGCUCAAAGUGAAAGUGCUCAAGGAGCACAAGGAGAAGAAGGCAAUGAUUCAAAAUGGGAUCGAAGAGAAUGGGCUGAUUUCUCCGAGCCUAGAGAAGGAACUGUUCAAGCAAGCCACUCAAUAUCAGGUCCUGAAUGAAGUUGUGGUGGAUCGGGGCCCUUCCUCAUAUCUUUCCAACGUGGACGUCUUUCUAGAUGGGCACCUUAUCACCACAGUCCAAGGAGAUGGUGUCAUCGUCUCCACACCCACGGGCAGCACGGCGUACGCAGCUGCUGCAGGCGCUUCAAUGAUCCACCCGAAUGUCCCUGCCAUCAUGAUCACCCCAAUCUGCCCACACUCGCUCUCUUUCCGGCCCAUCGUCGUUCCUGCUGGGGUGGAGCUGAAGAUCAUGCUGUCUCCCGAAGCCAGGAAUACAGCGUGGGUUUCCUUCGAUGGGCGGAAGAGGCAGGAAAUCUGCCACGGGGACAGCAUCAGCAUUACUACCUCCUGUUACCCCCUCCCUUCAAUCUGUUUCCAAGACCCCGUAAGUGACUGGUUCGAUAGCCUGGCCGAAUGUUUGCACUGGAACGUCCGGAAAAAGCAGAACCACUUUGCUAUAGACGAAGAAGAGGAGUUUUGAGUGUUGGCACUAGCAGAGGAUCAUGGGAGGCCGAAUCCCUUCUGUACAAAAACAUGUUUUUAAGCCUGUAGCUCUGGGGAGUAGACCAAUAUAAUAUAAUAUUAUAUAAAUAUAUAUAUAAUAACUUCUUUAAAUACAGCGAUGUACCUCAUAUCAGUCUGUUCUGCUGAUGACCAGAUAUCAUGUCGUUGUUUUUCUGUCUGUCGGGAGAGCUUGAGGUGAGAGAGAAAUGAGUGGAGAUACUUUUCGUCGGGGCACAUUAGAAAUGUCCGAUGUUUGUUCGUCAAUGUGCAAUGUGUUUUCCGCACAACGUGUUUCCUAGAAAGAAGGUUUUUUGUUUUUGUUUUUUCAAAAGCCUUAUUAAAAACGAAUGAUGUUUCCUUGGA
Podarcis raffonei (Aeolian wall lizard) is the source of this 2045-nucleotide messenger RNA. RefSeq names its product NAD kinase (gene NADK). Gene Ontology annotation, molecular function: NAD+ kinase activity. The coding region runs from base 319 to 1659 and encodes 446 amino acids. Lineage: Eukaryota; Metazoa; Chordata; Lepidosauria; Squamata; Lacertidae. The transcript has 12 exons. Gene Ontology annotation, biological process: NAD+ metabolic process; NADP+ biosynthetic process. The record is from RefSeq and is a predicted model, not a curated record.